Messenger RNA from Truncatella angustata, 2491 nucleotides. Its product is annotated as Mak10 subunit, NatC N-terminal acetyltransferase-domain-containing protein. The coding region runs from base 86 to 2323 and encodes 745 amino acids. Gene Ontology annotation, cellular component: NatC complex. The record is from RefSeq and is a predicted model, not a curated record. The transcript is spliced from 6 exons. Lineage: Eukaryota; Fungi; Ascomycota; Sordariomycetes; Amphisphaeriales; Sporocadaceae. Gene Ontology annotation, biological process: N-terminal peptidyl-methionine acetylation.
UCCAAGUAGCCUGUAGUCUACAGCCUACUUACCCCAAAGGGUACGAAGGAACAAUCAUCGUGGGUCCGGCGACCCGAACUUAAACAUGGAGCAGCAGCGGCGCCCUCCAAACCCGCCUUUACUGCCACAGAUCGCUUCUCACCCAGGCAUCAUGGCGACAGAUAUCACUGACAGGUUUUCUUCGGCUGUAAAGAAGCUGGCUCCUGGUGAACUUGUCAAAGAUGGCUACUUCACCCUUUUCGAGUCCGUCUCGGCUCUCGAGAUUAUGGACCCAAAAAUGGACAGCGGUUGUCUUGCGGAUGGCGAGUCUCUAGAUGAAGAGUACGACGUGACGAGGAAUUUGCUGCCUCAGGAGAUUCUCGGCAUCAUAGAUCAACUGCUUUGUUUGGAGAUGGCUUGGCAUCUUGGCUAUCCCCUGUCUCAGACUCUCUUUACGAGUGUUUACCUGGAUGCUCUCAUGCAAUCAACGCCGACAACCUUGGAGGGAGUCAACUUUGAUAGAGGCUUGGAGGUCCCCAAAGAGAAGUCGCCCUUUUUGUUUGUUCUAAGAGCAUACUGUGUGGGAUUGCUCAAAGGCUGCUAUUUCGUGAACGAACUUGUCAAGGAGGAAUUGUAUUAUGAGGAGGAAGACUUUGUAACGAACACAUACGAUCGCAAUAUGCUUUCGGAUGUCUCCUUGGGCCCGAUCCACGAUAUGCUUCGCAAUGCACGAGCGGAUCUUCGAGCCAUGGGCAACUCAUUAUCCAAGGAAGUUCGCGAGGCUCUGGAUCUUCGUCUCGAGUUUAGGAUAGCAUUUCUUCGCUCCCUGGAGCUGAUAGGUAUUCCCAAGGCAAACCCGGAAUCACUGAAGACGCCAUGGAUUAUGAUGACGGGGCUGUUGGAGCAUCUAAGAAAACAGCACUCUCUAGGCACACCAGUGCCUGAAGCAUUCAGCACGAAGAUGCAGCGAAAGCUGGCCAGCACGAUGCCUCCUCGUCCUAUUGUUCAGUUGACGUUUGAAGACACAUAUGCUCAUUUUAAGCGAAUGGCUCAAGAUGGCCAAGAGGCGAUGGACAUAUUGAGAUAUUCGGACCCUCAGAGCCUCAUGACCUUUGUUUCAUCGUUCCAAGCCAAGAAACCUCAGCCAUUGGUUAUAAUCAGAACGCUGAUGCAGAGCCUCUUAUUCAAAGAAAUGGUUGUGCUAGGGUCAUAUAGCAUUCGCCACAUAUUAGAUCAUGAUCUCUCUAUUGUGUGCCUGCCUAAUGCGCCUCAGAUGGAUCCCUCCAACGACUCCAUAGAAGUUCCGACUGAUCCUCGCCAUCAAACAGCUGCUCAGAUGGAGAUCUUCCGCCAGCGCGUCGCCGAAUGCUAUCUUGACCUUUACAGGAUAUUCUGCCAGAACCGCUGUCGAGUCCGACGAACCCUUUGUCACAGUAUUCAGGAAUGGGAUCUUCUUCAGGCUGAUGUAGAAGAGAUCGAUAAUUUGCUACAGAUCAACCUUGACGAGCAGAUGCACACAGCAGCGAGCGGGCCAGUUGGCUAUUCACUGCCACUUUCGUCGUGGGCGUAUCUGUACAAGCUCCGGCAGAUGGAGUGGAUCGUUCAACUUGGCUUCGAACUAUCCACGUAUCAAGUCGAUGAGUUGGCAGGAAUGUACUGGUACCUGAACUAUGUCGCCAAGACUCGAGCUCAACACGGCGACCGAAUCAAGACCUUCGUGAUGCGAUCCAUGUUUGAAGCUCGGAGUUCAAAAUCAUACAGCGCGGCCAAGGAGGAGAAGUACAUGAAGUCCAUGUCCUACAUCCGGGUCACCAUGCUCGACGCGGCCUGCACCUGGGAGUUUGCCGACGGGCUUUGCUGCCUAUACACGGUGCUCCAACGUCUCGGCCUGAUCAGGGCUCCACCGCGGCCCUACAGUGACGACCUGCUCCGCUACGAGGUCCGCAUGAAGCCCUUUGUCAAUAUCGGCCUGCCGCAGCUACCGUCGUUUGACGAUUUCACCAAGGCCACGCAGCAGCCCGACACGUCAAUCGCUGAGCUGCUCAAGUACGCGGACAAUGCUGUCGGCGGGGCGAAGAAGGGCUACGAGGCGCUGAGCAAGAUGCAAGAGCAAAAUACCUUUUCGGUUGGUUGCCAUGACAGGUGGUUGACCAACAUCAAGAAUUGCCAGAAAGCCACGAUAUUUGCUGGCAUUGCUGUGACCGCGUUGCAGAAGGCGAUAGAGAAGCUUGGUGAUGGCGAGGACAUAGCUGGGGAGAAGUUGGGAUUAAAGGUUGAGAUGCCUGAAGAGGGCAAUGGAUAUCACGACUGGUGGAUCGUGCCCAAGGUCGUACCUUCUGCUUGAUGGAGGAUUGUACACACAUGGUGCCGUUGCCGUCAACAUAAAUAGAAGAAAAGUUGAAAUGAAGAAAGUAAAACACGACUAGUAGGAUGGACAGGUCCUCAUAUUCGGGUAUAAAUUAACCAAAGCAGAUAACAUCAAAAGACGUCUAUGGCAUUCGCAUAUCAUACA